AUGUUGCUGUCUUCACGGAUCGUUCGAAGCUCACUGGUCACUGCCCCACCAAGGCUGUCUAGGUUUUUCACCCAAGCGCACAAGGUGUGCAAGGAAGAAGACCCCAUUGCCCCUCCAUCGCCCACAACUCAACAAACAGAACCGAAGUACACGCAUUUCGGCUCGAAGACUGUUUUGAAGUCCAACAAGCAGAAGCUGGUUGGUGAUGUUUUCUCUUCCGUAGCCAAUCGCUAUGAUUUGAUGAACGACGUCAUGUCGUUGGGUAUCCAUAGAUUAUGGAAAGAUCAUUUCAUCAACAAAUUGGACCCGGGGAAAAGACCAAACUCUACCACACCCUUGAACUUCAUUGACGUGGCUGGUGGUUCCGGUGAUAUUGCCUUCGGAUUACUGGACCAUGCUGAGUCGAAAUUCGGGGACACCGAAUCUACAAUGGAUAUUGUAGAUAUCAACGCUGACAUGCUUAAAGAAGGUGAAAAGAGAGCCAUGGAGCAAAAAAAAUACUUCAAAGACCCCCGUGUUAAUUUUUUGGUUUCCAACGGUGAAGUUCUCGAAGAAAUCGAGUCUAAUUCCAAGGACAUCUACACUGUUUCCUUUGGUAUCAGAAACUUCACUGACAUUCAAAAGGGUUUGAACACUGCCUAUAGAGUUUUGAAACCAGGCGGUAUCUUUUAUUGUUUGGAGUUUUCUAAGAUCGAAAAUCCGUUAAUGGACUUGGCUUAUCAACAAUGGGCUAAAGUCUUGCCUGUCAUGGGAUCCAUGAUUGCUAAUGAUUACGACUCUUAUCAGUACUUAGUGGAGUCUAUUGAAAGAUUUCCAGACCAAGAGACGUUCAAAUCCAUGAUUGAGAAAGCAGGGUUCAAAUCUGCUGGUUACGAAAGUUUAACUUUUGGUGUAUGCGCUAUCCAUUGGGGUAUUAAAGUUUGA
This is a messenger RNA of Saccharomyces eubayanus, 924 nucleotides long. RefSeq names its product 2-hexaprenyl-6-methoxy-1,4-benzoquinone methyltransferase (gene COQ5). Lineage: Eukaryota; Fungi; Ascomycota; Saccharomycetes; Saccharomycetales; Saccharomycetaceae. Gene Ontology annotation, molecular function: methyltransferase activity. Gene Ontology annotation, biological process: ubiquinone biosynthetic process. Bases 1 to 924 code for a protein of 307 amino acids. The record is from RefSeq and is a predicted model, not a curated record. The transcript has a single exon.